Messenger RNA from Fundulus heteroclitus (mummichog), 5759 nucleotides. RefSeq names its product protein tyrosine kinase 7b (gene ptk7b). Lineage: Eukaryota; Metazoa; Chordata; Actinopteri; Cyprinodontiformes; Fundulidae. Bases 495 to 3731 code for a protein of 1078 amino acids. The record is from RefSeq and is a predicted model, not a curated record. Gene Ontology annotation, cellular component: axon; plasma membrane; neuronal cell body. Gene Ontology annotation, molecular function: ATP binding; protein kinase activity; axon guidance receptor activity. Gene Ontology annotation, biological process: synapse organization; protein phosphorylation; homophilic cell-cell adhesion. The transcript is spliced from 20 exons.
AAACACUCCACUCAGAGGCUGCUGAGUGGGAGGAAGCAGAGUUGGGAUCUCGGCGGUGUGAAAGUCGCUCCGGCAGCGGUGCUGAACGAGGUCCGGCGGUUCUGAGGCGGGUCUGAGGCGGUUCGGAACCGCGCAGCGGGCUGGAAUGAGCCACAGCAGCGGGCAGCGCCAGCAGCGUCCCCUCCCCGAGCCGCCUGGAAGUUUACAGUCGGGUUCAAACUUUCGGCCGGGCUGCUCGCUCUGAGCUCCGCGGUUCGGUGCAGCUGGCCUGGUUGGUUCCGCUCAGGUUCCUGCCUCGUUCCGGAGGAACCAGGUGACCCGCCGCAGGGGGCGUCCGGGAUUUCUCCCCGGGGAGCGGCGCAGGGAACGCGGCGCAGGGCUACCUGUGCGCACACGGCGACUCUACGCGCACUUUGGCGCUGCCUCUCCGACUCUUUUUCUGCGCGCCUCGGCUUUUCCUCCCAAGAACUGAACCGGGAACCACCAGGAGGGCCAUGGAGGCACCGGCAGGGGAUAAAACCCGGCGGAGGGACCGCGGGAUAAACUCCAGGGUAACCCGGAGAGGAACGACCCCGCUGGAAGUGCUCUACGGCGCGGGACUCCUCUGCCUCCAAGUUCUGUCCAUUCAGGCCAUCUCCAUCCAGUUCACCAAGGAGCCCAAGUCCCAGGAUGCUUUGCACGGCCGCAGCGCCAUGCUGCGCUGCGAAGUCGGCAACCCGGCCAACAUCACGUACGAGUGGUAUAAAGACGACCAACGCCUGGAGAACACGGAGAGGCGCUUCCAGGAAGGGAGCAACCUGAAGUUCAUCUCGGUGGAUCGGCAGCUGGACGCCGGGAGCUUUUACUGCAAGGCGCUAAAUUACGGCACAGGAGAGAUGCUGACGUCCACUGAAGCCUCCUUCAAUAUUAAAUGGCUGGAGAGUGGCAAUGUGACUUUGAAGGAGCCGGUUCCUGAAGGGGAAAUCGAGAGCUCCGCCACGGUGGCGCUGCGCUGUCACAUCGAUGGACACCCGCGGCCGACCUGCCAGUGGUUCAAAGACGGGGUGAAGCUGACGGAGAGCAGCCACCAGAUCAACAACAAGGAGAGGACUCUCUCCAUCCAGAACGUCACUCCGGACGACAACGGCCUGUACUACUGCUGCGCCAAAAACGCCGCCGGGCACGUCUGCAGCAGCAGCAACUACACGCUCACCGUCAUAGACAAGAGCGUCCCGAGGCCGGUGGUCACGCCUGAGGACCAGGUGGUGCUGAGGAACGAAGAAGCCAUGUUCCACUGUCAGUUCACGGCGGAGCCCGAACCCACGAUGGAGUGGUACCACGAGAAGGAGCCGCUCACUAACAAGUCUCGGGUGUUCCUGCUGCACAACGGGAGUCUGCUGAUCACACAAGUCAAGCCCAGGAACACGGGAAACUACAAGUGUGUCGGCCGAGGCGUCAGAGGAUCCGAGGUCACACUGGAGGCAUCCCUCCUAAUAGCUGAGAUCGGAGACAUGAUGCCAAAGAUGUCGAGGGUGUUCACCGCCGACACGGUGCAGCGGGUGACCUGCCACCCCCCACACGGGCGGCCCGACCCCGAGGUGUGGUGGGAGAGGGGAGGUGAGAUGGUGCCCAAGGAGGGCCGGGUGUACCAGGAGGACCAGGAUCUGGUCUUCAGCCCCACGGAGGAGGGAGACUCCGGCGCCUACACCUGCGUGGCCCAAAACAAGGCCGGGCGCAGGCACCAGGAGGUCACCUUCACCGUUGCAACUGCACCGGUGUGGGUGUCCAAACCCCAGAACAGCAGUUUAGAAGAAGGUAAACCAGGUUACCUCCACUGCCAGGCUCAGGCCAACCCUCAGCCACAAGUCUCCUGGUUCCGCAACGGCGUUUUGAUCACGCCCGAGGAAUUUCGUUUCAAGCUGUUUCCUAAUGGCACCCUGAGGAUCAACAACGUGGAGGUGUACGACGCUCACAUAUACAGCUGUGACACCAGGGCCGUGGGCGGCCGACUGUUUGGCCAGGCCAAAGUCACCGUGCUCGAGAGGCUGAAAUUCACACCCACCCCCCAGCCAUCCCAGUGCCUUGAGCUGGAUAAGGAGAUCACCAUCCAGUGCUCCGCCAAGGGCCGAGAGCCCCCCACAAUCCGCUGGACCAAAGCAGACGGAGGAGAGCUACCGCCGCAUGUGAAUCAGUGGAACGGCUAUCUACACUUCACCAAAGUCACUCGCAGCGACGCUGGCAACUACACCUGCAUCGCCUCCAACAGCCUGCAGGGGGAGAUCAGAGCCCUGGUGACCCUCACUGUGGCCGUGUAUAUUCGCUUUAAGGUGGAGCCAGAAAACACAACUGUGUACCAGGGACAGACUGCCGUCCUGCACUGCCAGGCCAGCGGUGACCCCAAGCCUCACAUCCACUGGAUGGUGAAAGGCAAGAACCUGGACCUCACCAACGACAACCGAAUCCAGAAGAUGCUGAACGGCUCGCUGAUAAUCAGAGAGGUCACAACAGAAGACACGGGUCGGUACACAUGUGUGGCCGGGAACAGCUGCAGCAUCAAAGACCGUGUGGCUCAGCUCUAUGUCGUGGAAAAACCUCCGAACCACAGUGGCAGUGAAGACGACAGGGCUCCCUAUAAGAUGAUCCAGACCAUCGGGCUGUCUGUGGGGGCGGCGGUGGCCUACAUCAUUGUGGUGCUGGGACUCAUGUUCUACUGCAAAAAGAGACGCCACGCCAAGAGACUGCAGAAGGGCCCGGAUGGAGAGGAACCGGAGAUGGAGUAUCUUAAUGGAGGGGCCGUUCAGCAAAAUGGCCACACCACGGCUGAGAUCCAGGAGGAAGUGGCGCUCACCAACAUGGGUACGAUCGCUGCGACAGAGAAGCGGCACAGCCACGGCAGCGAUAAGCUCCACUUUCCCCGUGCAAACCUGCAAACCAUCACGACACUAGGUAAGGGGGAGUUCGGCGAGGUCCUGCUGUCCAAAGCAAAGGGGAUCGAAGGCAGCGAAACCGAGACCGUGGUCCUGGUGAAGUCUCUGCAGUCCAGAGACGAGCAGCUGCAGAGCGACUUCCGCCGCGAAGCUGAGAUGUUUGCCAAGCUGAGCCACCCCAACGUGGUGCGUCUGCUGGGCCUCUGCAAAGAGGCGGAGCCGCACUACAUGGUCCUGGAGUACUACGACCUGGGAGAUCUUAAACAGUUCCUGAAGAUUUCCAAAAGCAAAGACGACAAGGUGAAGUCUCAGCCAAUCAGCACCAAGACAAAGGUCUCCAUCUGUGCCCAGGUGGCUCGCGGCAUGGAGCAUCUGUCCAACCACCGCUUUGUUCACAAAGACCUUGCAGCCAGAAACUGUCUGAUCAACAGUCAGCGGCGGAUCAAGGUGUCUUCGCUCAGCCUCAGCAAAGACGUCUACAACAGCGAGUACUACCACUACAGACAGGCGUGGAUCCCGCUGCGCUGGCUGCCGACCGAGUCCGUGUUCGAGGACGACUACUCCACCAAGUCGGACGUGUGGGCCUUCGGCGUGUUGAUGUGGGAGGUGUUCAGCCUGGGGGAAAUGCCGCACGGCAAGCUGAGCGACGACGAGGUCCUGGAAGGUCUAAAGACGUUGAAGCUGAAGCUUCCCGCCCCGGAGGGAUGCCCCUCCAAAAUGUACAAGCUCAUGGCCCGCUGCUGGGCGCCCAGCCUCAAAGAGCGCCCCUCCUUCACCGACAUCGUCCACGCCCUGGGAGAGCCGCCCUCCGACAGCAAAGUCUGAGAGGAGGGGUCCACAAGCGGGAGGAGCGGACCAGAACUUUUAAUCCUUUUCUCCCCCUCCGUGAAGCACAAAUGCUGGAUUACUAGUCUCACUCGUUUCAGGGAGGACGGUUGGAGAGCGAUCACUUCUUUUUUCAUUUCAGUUCAGGGUGGAAACUAGACUUCUUGCUGGACCAGUGGACGACACGCUGACGGAGGAGUUCAGCCCCAUCUGCAGCAUAAACCAGCCUCCGAGCGGUCCGGUGUGUCUGCAGCAACUCAGGACCUCAGUGCCUCUACCCCACAUUUACACGCUCACCUUGGCUGCCCCCCUGUGGCGAGGAGGGGAACAGCGCUUUGCCCUGAUCGGUGGGGAUUUGUCUGGAGUGAGAUCUGGCUUUAGCAGUUUCAAAUCUCCCGUCUUUAAAGGGUUCCUACACACGCAGGGAAAGUCUGGAGUCGGGUUUCAGCGUUUUCCAGGUCUGGAGGAAUUUAGGAGAAGAAAAUAUGGGUAUGGGAAAAAUGUUGUUGUUUCCAGGCUUCGUUCCCUGUUACUUUGUCUAAAGGCAUCUUUACCUCUGUCCUUCUUUCUUUCCUUCCCUUUUAUUUCUACCUUUCUACCUUCCUCCUUCCCAUGUCCUCACUUCUGUCCUUCCUUCCUUGUCCCCUACCUCAACUAUUUCCUUGUUUCCUUCCUACUUUACUUCAUUGAGACCUUAUUUACUUUUUCUUCCUUUCUUCCCUAAAGGUCUUUCUUUCCUUGUGCCCUACCUUGCUUGUCUUCCUUCAUUCUUCUUUCUUCUUUCCCUGCGUCCUUUGUUCCUCCCUUCCCUCCUCAUUUCCUUUCUAAAUUUCUUCCUUUGUUCCUCUUCUUACCUUCCUUGCCUUUGCUUUUUCACUUGCCUCCUUCCCUCCUAGUAUCCUUCCUUCCCACCUUACGUCUUUCCUUUUUUCCUUGUCCUUACCUCCUGUUUUUGUCCUUCCUUCCUUACAGUUUCAGCUCUACUGUAUAAAUAUCUCCCAUUAAUUCAUGAUGAUCGUUUGUUUUUCACGUUUUAAAAUGAACACAAAGGACUUAAGAGGGUCGAGUCUGGAAAUGUUUUACACAAACAACAUGUAGGAACUCUUGUCUUAAAUGUUAAAUCGCUUUCUUUUACCCUGCGAGCGGAUGCGCGCUUACGCCCGAACUCUUUCUCACUCAAAAGAUGCGCAGAUAAAAGAAGAGGCCUAACAAGGUUUGCAUGAAGGUUCCCAGACUGUUACGCUUCCGAUUUAAAGCAUAAUCCGGCUACACUUCAGUGAACAACCAGAGAAGAUCAUGUUUUCAAGCCAAGGAUUUAUAUUAAAAGGAUGAGUGUGUGUUGAUUUUUGUCAUCUUCGAGGUGCUUAUUUGUCACUGUUGCAGGGAUUAAACCCAUCACCGUGUAAAAUGUGCAACGUAACAUCCACAGAGGUCCAGUGAUUUUUCUUUUUUUUAAUUAUUAUUAGAGUGGACCAUCACACCAGACAACGUGUACAUAAAGUAGAAGCCAUGCACUAACUUCACUUAAGAGAAUACCAUGUUUCUUUGUGUAGAAGGAUGCACAGGUACCUGUUUAUUUAUGAUGAAGGUCCUGUUUUCUUUUGUUUUUAACUGUUUGUAAUUGGUACUUAAGGAUUCCUGUUACUUUUUUUUUUAUUUUUAUAUACACAGUCCAUUUCGGUGUCUGCGUCCUAACUGAAUAUGCUGACAGUGCAAAGGGGGUCAAAAACUGUGACUGCAGGUCACCUGGACUCAUCUAAGUGCCUAGUAAAUGAAGGAUUUUCCUAACAAUCGCCCCUUUUUUUACAUUAUCUAAUCAAAUGCAAAGGCCUUUGUUUUUUUACCUUGUUUUUUAUGUUGUUUUUAUUGUAAUUUUUUGUUUUUUAUGAAUGCUAGGCACUCAAACCUAGACAUCUUGGGUUUUUUUGUUUCUAUUUUUUUUUUACUCUGCUUGAGCAAAUGUUAACCGUAAUCAGAUAUAUUCAAAAGUAUACAUGCUGCUGUCAAUAAAGGUGCACAGUGUUUUUA